This is a messenger RNA of Monopterus albus (swamp eel), 3704 nucleotides long. RefSeq names its product shootin 3 (gene shtn3). Lineage: Eukaryota; Metazoa; Chordata; Actinopteri; Synbranchiformes; Synbranchidae. The coding region runs from base 203 to 2107 and encodes 634 amino acids. The transcript has 17 exons. Gene Ontology annotation, cellular component: axonal growth cone; cell leading edge; cytoplasm. The record is from RefSeq and is a predicted model, not a curated record. Gene Ontology annotation, biological process: positive regulation of neuron migration; neuron projection morphogenesis.
GAGGAUCCGCCGGUAGCAGCUGCGCACCGAGCUGCUCACUAUCCCAUGUGUUUGGGCUCAGAUCCAGACAUGUGCUGCUAGAACAGACCUCUGUGGGACCUUGUCUUCUUUUAAAUCAAACAAUUCUGUUACGAAAAGACAAACGUUGGGAUAUUUGAUCGCUCUUUUCCUGAAACUACCUCCCUGCUCAUCAUCCGCGCAGAUGGAGGGAUGCGAGGAGGACAGGGGCGCACACAUGCAAACAGAGUGCAACAGAUUGACGGAGGAGCGAGAUGAGGUGGAGAGGCAGCUCAAACACAUCAAGAGAGUGUCUCAGAUGGUGAUUGAGGAGGUGAGUGUUCUACAGACUCAGCUGGAGAUCGAGAAGUCAUGCCGGGAGAACGCAGAGGCCCUGGCGACAAAGCUGAACUGUGAGAACAGGAAGCUGAAGUACCUGAGCAUGUCGUCUCGGCCGUGUCUGGACGAGCUCCUUCCCAGCAUCUCUGACUGCAUUGUGCUGGAGGAAGACACAGAUGCUGCUGACUCCAGUCCCGACACCUUCACACAGUACCAACAACAGGUGAAAGCGCUGAGGGAGACGGUGAAUGGCUUGUUGGAGGAGAAGAAGAAUUUUGUCUGUCAGGUUCAUGAGCAGCAGAGACAAAUAGACGAGCUCACUGUGCAGUCAGAGAAAGAUCAGGCUGAGAUGAAGGAGCUCCGUGAAAAUGUUGAGCAACAAAGUAAAACCAUCAAGAGAUUUAACAGAGUCUCCAUGAUGGCGGCUCAGGAGUACGAGGGGAUGAAGGAGCAGCUCGACUUGGAGCAGAGCCUGAGAGUUAAAGCUGAGAAUUACGCACAUGAGAUGCUGGUGAAGCAGAAGGAGGCCAACAGGCAGAGUAUGCUGCUGCUGCAGAGUGCUGAGCCCAGUGUUCAGCUGCUGAAAGCUCUGGAGGAUGUCGCUACCAUCACCAAAGCCCUGGAGGAGGAGCGUCUGCAGCAUCAGCAGAAGGUGCAGAGCCUGGAGGCCCAGCUGGAGCAGAACUGUAUGAAGAAGCAGCUGGAGGCGCUGCAGAGGCAGCUGGAGCUGCUGGAGCUGGAGAAGAAGGAGGUGGUGGGCAGACUGGAGCAAGCAGAGAAGAAGAACAAGGAGCUGGAGAACAGAGUCCACAAGCUCCAGGAGACCCAGAAAGAGAUCAUGGUGAACACCAGCAUGGGGCCCCCUCCUCUUGAACCUGGUGUUGCACCGCCUCCUGCCCCUCUUCCGCAGCCACCUCCUCCUCCUCCUCCACCCCCACCACCUCCUCCUCCACCUCCCCCCUCAAGAUGCAACCCCAUUAGCUCUCUCAUAGCCAUCAUGAGGAAGUCUUCCAAAGGCUCUAAAGCCACAGUGAAGGCAGAGCAGCCUUCAGUUGCUGAGGGCGUGGAUGAUGUGAAAGUGAAGGCAGUCAACGAGAUGAUGGAGAGGAUCAAACAUGGCGUCGUCCUUCGACCUGUCAAGAGUCAGGACAACAAGAGAAUAACAGUAAAACAGCCUCCAGCAUGUGAGGAGAAACAGCAGGAGAGUGCCAUGGACGAGCUGAAGGGCAUCCUGGAGACGGUGAAGAGGAGCCCCAGCCGAGGCUCUCAGGACUCGGGGCCGUCACCACCCGGGAAGAAGGACAGCGAGCUGGAGGUCAUCCUGAGACGCAGACGCAACAAGGCAGGAGAAGCUGGCUCUGGAGAUGAGCGGGAAGGCCAGAUGAGCCAUGUCUCCUCCUCCGACAGCCUGAACGGGAGGUGCAUCAGCAAUGACUCAGGCAAGGAUCCAGAGAGACAGGAAGGGCUAAGCAUCCCCUCUGACCCAGAGGGCCCCAUGGUCGGCCUGGAGAGGCAGGGGUCAGGGCCAGGACCUGCCGUGGGCAGGAGGAAGAGCUCUGACACGGACAGAGUGCCGAGGGUAGGCUCGUGGACGGAGAGGAGGUCGUGCAGCUCUCUGUCUGGGAAGGGAGAGUCUCCCAUCAGCAACGGCUGCAGUGUGGGGGAGGAGUGUGCCCAGUCAAACGGAGUGGACCAUGCCGAUGCCGCUGAGGACUCGCGUGCUGGCGUCUGUGCUGACUUGCUUGACGACAGUGCUGGCACUGAGUGCUAGACAGACUCUGAGGAUCCUGGGUUUUGUCUUGACUGAUCCAUGCAUAUUCACUCAGAUUAGAAGAGUUAGGGUGCGAUCACACCUUGGCUUCUGGAAAAGCUUUUGUAUUUCUGUUUUUCUGAUUUUACACUAAACAUUUAAAAACUAACAAGAGUGGACAAACAUAGCUCAUGACAGUUUUGGUCUUUGGGCUUUUUCAUUACAUGAUGCAUGUUAAAAAAAAAUCUGAAUAUGAGUGCGGGUCCAGAGUGUAAGUGUCACUGUUCUCAUGUAUCAACUUGAACACGCUCGGUGUGAACGCAUGCUAACACAUGUAGCCACUGUAGAAGCCCUGCUCUCUUCUUGUUCACCAAUAAUUAAGAAACAGUCCCACUGUUCUUCUUGUCAGUCUGAACAAAGCACUAAGCCAAGUUCAUGAAACUGCUUGUAAAAAUUUAAACAAGGGGUUUUCUGUAACAAAAAAACGUGCUUCAUGAAUUAUAAUGUGCCCAAAUCAUGGAUGAUGUGUCUUCAAAAACUGAAGGUAAAACUGUGAUAGGUCAAUUUCACAAAUGUGGUUAGAAAAAUAUUAUCAGUAAGUUCAGCUCCACAGAACUACAUUUAUAUGUUGUACUUUUUUAAUGGUUGCUUUUCCACUAGUUUGAUUUAUUCAAACCUCUAAAGUUUCAUCGUGAAAUGAUUCGGCUCACAGUCGCACCAGCUGUGGAGCCCGUUUUCCUUCAGGUUUCAGAUUUUUGCCUCCACUCCAGUGACCAGACAAUUCUAUUUCAUUAAACAUGUAGAUAUUUAAAACAGAGUGAGUGUUGAUCAGAAAACAGCCAUGAAAAUACACGCCCACUUAAAUAUUGACUAAAAGUACAAGCAGUCAAACAGAAAGUGGGACUGUCAGUGUUACAUUUCAGCUGCUUAUUCUUACAACUUAAUGCAGUUGCCCGUGAUAAACACCAGCAGUUCUUGUGAAAAAACACAUCAGUGUGAGCAGCGACCACAGUGACAGUGCAGUUAGUGCGGGGCUUUCUACAAUGGCUGAUAGUAAUGCGGUGGCGAAGGCGUUUAUUAAUCUGCUACAUCACUUCUUGCCUGGUUUCUAAUACAAACCUGUGGAUCCUUGAGAACAGACUGAAUUGUGUGAGGGAAGCUGCACUUUUUGCACAGAACCUCAGUUUUCCUCAAACACUUUGACUUGUACAAUGAAUGCAAAACUUUAGGCUGAUGUUUUUUUUCUGUCUGAUGCACAAAGGAUCUGUUCAGUGUCACUUUGUGUCAUCAGAAGGAAUGCACUGUUCUGUACUGUUAUCCAGCCCUGCAACUUCUUCUGCUUCUCCUCCACCUGUUCGUUUCUCCCGGCUGCACAGUUGGUUCUAACCAGACUUCAGUCAGCUUCAUUAGCUGAAACACAGUUUACUUUGUUAUACACUGCAGUAAAACGACAGAUUGAAUCUAGAUAUUGUGCUGUAGCUUUCGAUCACUGAUGCAGAUAUUCUUCAUUUGGGCUGGGACAAAUUUAAAUUGAAUAUUUAAAAGUGAAAAAAUUGGCACAACAUCAACACAAUCAUUAGAAAUACAGUGCCUUGCGAAAGUAUUCGGCCCCCUUGAA